AUGGUUCAGUGCGAUAGUUGCAAGCGGUGGUUUCAUUUUUCAUGUGUAAAGGUAACGCAGGAAAUCCAAGAUGUAAGUUGGUUCUGCGCCAGCUGUGCUACCCUGAGCAGUAAACAACCAACGGCUCCCCCCGUAGUUGAUCGAGACCAAACGGCAACAAAUCCACCCCCAUCGCAGCGAUCUAGGAGCAUUGGAAGAAGCUCACAGAGCGAGUCAAGAAGGAGAUUGAAGCUGCAGUUGCUGAAGAUCGAAGAGGAAAAGAAAUUGGAGCAGAGGUACCUAGAGAAGAAAUUUGAAGCGCUUCUUGAGUACGGCAGUGAUACAUCAACAGUGAUUAGUGAAACCGAGGCGAAUAGAACAGAGAAGAUCGAGCAAUGGGUAGCUGAUACGGAGCGGUGUGGAGAAGACGCAGAUUCCGGUCUGGAACCAGAAGAAAUAGGAGGACCUGUUCCAAGCAACUUGAGAGGUCCUUCAGAGCACCAGGCUCAACAUUUCGGACGAAGUAUAAGCCAGCCAGCGCAUCCACAGGAUUAUCCAGCACCAUCAGGGUUCCGUAGUUCCCAACCUGCCCAUCAUCGGAUCAUCACUAAUCAUCCGUCGCUGAUUGAACCACGCUCGUUCGUUCCGGGUCAAGGGUCAACACCGAUGCGUCAAAGUCAUCAAGUGCCAACGUUUCCGUCUAUGCCACAUAUCGACGAUGAAACGGUAUGCAUUUUAAACAGAAGCCAGCUGGCCGCCCGGCAGGCAGUCUCGAAAGAUCUCCCGGAGUUCAGCGGAAAUCCUGAGGAUUGGCCACUCUUUUUCUCAGUUUUCACCAACUCCACCCAAAUGUGCGGGUAUUCGAAUGAGGAAAAUAUGCUGCGGCUUCGAAAGUGCCUAAAGGGAAGGGCAUUAGAAGCAGUCAAGUGCCGUUUGCUCCAUCCAUCAAAUGUCGGAGGUGUGUUGUCUACACUGAAAAUGUUGUAUGGCAGACCGGAAGCAAUUGUGCAAGCAAUCGUGAAGAAGGUUCGAGCUUUGCCAUCGCCAAACAUCGAUAGGUUAGAGACGGUGGUCAACUUCGCGCUCACCGUAGAGAACUUGGUAGCAACAAUCCAAGCAUGUGAAGUACAUGAUUUCGUCUACAAUGCCUCGCUACGAUACGAACUGGUGGAACGACUACCUUCGACCUUGAAGCUGGAUUGGGCUAAACACUCUAGGAAUAAACCCAAUCCGAACCUGCUUGACUUCAGUUCGUGGCUGUAUUCAACAGCAGAAGACGCUAGCGCGGUGAUGGCAUCGGUAAGCGGGGACUCAAGGCCUCGCUCCAGCAAGAAGGAUGGAUUCCUCAACGUACAUUCAGAAACCGAGUCGAGUUGUAACAGAUUGUACACGGCGUCGUCGAAAGCGAAAGCAACAGCAUCUAGUGAGUCGGAGAAACAGUGUCCCAUAUUGCAAGCGUACGCAUUUAUCGAUGACGGGUCUGAACUUUCCUUAAUGGAUCAAAGCCUAGCGGAAGAGCUAGGAUUGAAAGGACCACGGAAGUCAUUAUGCCUGAAAUGGACGGGAGAAACGCAGCGAUUGGAGAAUGCGUCACAGCUAACGCUGCUGUAUUCCGUGAUCCAGGAGAAAUACCAACAUCUUGCUAGGCUACCGAUCGAGUCGUAUGAGAACGCCUGUCCUCGGAUACUGAUAGGUCUUGAUAACCUUAGUCUCGGACAUCCGUUGAAGUGCAGAGAACGACAGCCGCAGGAGCCGAUAGCCGUUAAGACACGACUUGGAUGGACCAUCUGCAAGUGCAACAAAUACAGCGAUGAAGAUCUUCACCAAGCCGUAAAAAACUAUUUCGCACUGGACAGCAUUGGCAUCGUGAAGCCCGACAGACUUCUACAGUCGCAAGGCGACCAGCGUGCACAGAUGCUCCUUGAAACGCUAACGAAGGCUCGAAAUGGGCGGUAUGAAUCCGGACUUCUUUGGAAAUACGACAACGUUCGUUUACCGGAUAGCAAACCAAUGGCGUUGAAGAGAUGGGAGUGUUUGGAUCGAAGGAUGAAACAUGACCCAUUACUAGCAGAAGCAGUUAAAGCGAAGAUCGAGGAUCACAUCACGAAAGGUUACAUUCGGAAGCUGACUGAUGAGGAGGUUCAAGCGAAAUAUCCACGUGUUUGGUACCUACCAAUGUUCCCGGUGGUAAACCCAAACAAACCUGGAAAGACGCGGCUCGUUUGGGAUGCGGCGGCAACCGCCCACGGAGUCUCAUUGAAUUCCGUAUUACUAAAGGGCCCGGACUUAUUAACGUCGCUGCCAUCAGUACUGACUCAAUUCCGAGAAUUCCGAACGGCAGUUUGCGGCGACAUUCGUGAAAUGUAUCAGCAAGUCUUGAUGCGGGAGGAUGAUCAGCCCUACCAGCUCUUCUUCUAUGCGGACAACGGAGAAAAUCCAAGCACUUACGUCAUACAAGUGAUGACCUUUGGAGCCCCCGAGCUGCUCCCCGAGUACUGCACAGACUAUCCGGCUGCAGUCGAAGUGAUCGUCAAGCGUCACUACGUUGACGAUAUGCUAUUGAGUGUCGAACAGGAGGAAGAAGCAAUCAAGCUAACGGGUGAUGUGAAGAAGAUACAUGCAUUGGCGGGAUUUGAAAUUCGUAAUUGGGCGUCUAACUCUCGGGCAGUACUGGAGGCGCUGAACGAAUCAGCCACAACGGAGAAAAACCUGGGCGGUGAACAUACGGUUGAAAAGAUUCUUGGAAUGUGGUGGAACACUACCUCAGAUCACUUCACGUUCAAAAUCUCCAAUCCCGAAGACAAUGAUAUCCAGCUACACACAUUCGUCGAUGCGAGCGAAACUGGCUUUGCGGCCGUGGUAUAUCUGAGGUUCCAAGAAGCAACUAUCAUUGAGUGUGCGCUAGUGGGAUCUAAGACAAGAGUUUCACCUCUCAAGUUUCUGUCAAUUCCACGCUCCGAGCUUCAAGCCGCGAUUAUUGGAGUUCGGCUAGCAGACACCAUAGGCCAUUCGCUGUCAAUCAAGGUGAAGCAGCGAUUCUUUUGGACGGAUUCUAAGGAUGUACUCUGCUGGUUGAAUUCCGAUCACCGGCGUUAUAGCCAGUUCGUCGCCUUUCGUGUUAGCGAAAUUCUCGAGACGUCGGAUGUACGCGAAUGGAAUUGGGUUCCGAGUAAGCAGAAUGUAGCAGAUGAAGGAACGAAGUGGAAAAACAAUCCCGACUUGUCCGCUUCCAGUCGCUGGUUUAGUGGUCCAGAGUUCCUGUGGAAACCGUCGGAUCAGUGGCCUACCACCAAUCAUCGCACCGGAAACACCACCGAAGAACUUCGCCCACACUUGCUGUUGCAUGCGGAAGUCGCAAACCCGGUGAUCGACCUGCAUCGUUUCUCCAACUGGCAGAAAAUGCUUCGCUGCACAGCUUACGUUCUUCGCUAUGUACGCAAUCUGAAAAUCAGCGUAUAUCAGAUGGAACGGAUCAACGGACCCCUACAACGACGAGAGCUGAGCGAUGCUGAAUGCUAUCUGUUCCGAACAGCACAGAAUGCCGUUUACGCAGAUGAGAUCACCAUUCUCUCUAGAAACCGGCACACGGAGAAUCCAGAUAGCUCUAUCCCUAGAAGCAGUCCACUUUUCCAUCAAUGUGCCUUUCUAGACGAACACAAUAUCCUCAGGGUUCGGGGUCGAACGCAAGCUUGUCCGCUCAUCGCCCGAGAUGCCGCUCAACCGAUCAUACUGCCUCGUGAGCAUCCGAUCACACAGCUCAUCCUCCUUGAUUUCCACAAGCGAUUCAACCACCAGAAUCAUGCAACAACGCUCAACGAAGUUCGUCAACGCUACCGUGUUCCCAGACUAAAAGCGACGUACAGGACUGUACGGAAAGAGUGCCAGGAAUGCAAAAACGACCGUGCGUCUCCGCAGCCUCCCGCAAUGAGUGACCUGCCACCGUACCGUCUCGCUGCUUUCACACGACCGUUCACAUACAUGGGGGUGGAUUACUUUGGUCCUAUAACCGUCAUCGUAGGACGACGUUCCGAAAAACGGUGGGGAGUCUUAGCAACAUGCCUCACAACCCGCGCUAUCCACUUAGAACUAGCUCACACACUGACAACCGACUCGUGUAUCCUGGUGAUACGAAACAUCAUGGCCAGGAGAGGGACACCUGCAGUUAUCUUCAGCGAUCGUGGUACCAAUUUCCAGGGGGCAUCCAAAGAACUGAGAACAGUGAUGCAGAACAUCGAUCAGGAGCAGCUCAUGCAAGAGUUCACGACGCCUAAUACGGAGUGGACCUUCAUACCACCAGCAAGCCCACACAUGGGCGGGGCUUGGGAACGCCUAAUCCGCAGUGUGAAAUCCAAUCUCUAUAAGUUACCGUGGACAAGACUUCCAACAGAUGAGAUUCUCUAUAGUACGUUACUAGAAAUUGAGAAUGUCAUAAACUCACGACCUCUGACGGACAUCCGUAUGGAAGACGAUGAAUCACCGGUGUUGACACCCAACCAUUUCCUGCUAGGAUCGUCAAAUGGGAUGAAGUCAUGGGUGCCGUACAACAAUAGUCCCAAUGUGCUCCGACACAACUGGAAACUAUCACAGGCUAUGGUCAACGAGUUCUGGCGGCGGUGGUUGAGGGACUACCUUCCGUUUAUCACCCGGCGCACCAAGUGGUUCAUGAAGGUGAAACCAAUCCAUGUGAACGACGUGGUGGUCAUCGUAGACCCGAAGGCCCCUCGUAACAGCUGGCCUUUGGGACGAGUCAUCGCAACUAGACCUGGACAGGAUGGACAAGUGAGGAGUGCCACCGUCCAGACUGAUCAUGGCAUCUACGAACGGCCCGCAGUGAAACUCGCCGUGCUUGACGUAGGCGUUAGGGAUCAAUACGCUUCCGGAGGACCUUCUGCGCAUUCGGGGGGGGAGUGUUACUACGCCUAUCGAUUCGGCGAACCCCUCGACUUCCUGUGA
This is a messenger RNA of Ochlerotatus camptorhynchus, 4932 nucleotides long. RefSeq lists its product as uncharacterized. Lineage: Eukaryota; Metazoa; Arthropoda; Insecta; Diptera; Culicidae. Gene Ontology annotation, molecular function: nucleic acid binding. Gene Ontology annotation, biological process: DNA integration. The record is from RefSeq and is a predicted model, not a curated record. The transcript has 6 exons. Bases 1 to 4932 code for a protein of 1643 amino acids.